This is a messenger RNA of Papaver somniferum (opium poppy), 837 nucleotides long. RefSeq lists its product as uncharacterized. Lineage: Eukaryota; Viridiplantae; Streptophyta; Magnoliopsida; Ranunculales; Papaveraceae. The transcript is spliced from 5 exons. The coding region runs from base 184 to 726 and encodes 180 amino acids. Gene Ontology annotation, biological process: maturation of SSU-rRNA from tricistronic rRNA transcript (SSU-rRNA, 5.8S rRNA, LSU-rRNA). Gene Ontology annotation, cellular component: nucleolus. The record is from RefSeq and is a predicted model, not a curated record.
AAACACGGAGGGGUAAGCUUGAGAUUUCAUCGUUGAACGAAAAUCUGUUGGGACACCAAAAAACCAUUUUCGCUUAUAUUAUAAGAUUUCUCUGAAGUCUAAACCCUAACAAAAUUAAGGGUUCAAUAAGGCUCUCUGUAUUUUACACUGACAAAGCGGUAGAGAUAAGAUAAGACAGUAGUAAUGGGGUCGAAGAAGACUACCGAUCUCGAGGCUCUUGCUGAGCGGUUGCAGGAACAGGGUUUCUCUUCUCUCUCUACGCUGGACUUGAAGCUUUUAGGUUCCUCCCAUAUGACAUGGAAAGAAAAGAAGGCUUUGCAAAAUGAAAGGGUAGUUUCUCUCGGUGGGAAGCCUGUUAAGAAGCAAAGAGUACCACUGAGUCUUGCAAGAGUCACAAUGAAGAAACAAAAGGAAAGACAACAGAAAACACUACAAGAGGAUAUGGUUCUCGGUCGUUUUGGGGGGAACAAAUCAAGUUCUAGUAAUAGAGCCCCAGGGAAGCGAAAGGCGGAGGAUAGCGUACUGAGGUCAACUGAUGGGUAUUUCAAAAAUGGUGUAUUGAACGUGAAGCAUCUAUUGCACAAUAAUUCUUCAAGAAGCAUGGAAAAUCGGCCAAGUCGGCCACAAGCGUUGAAUUUUGGUACUGGUACUAGUGACAAAGGAAAGAAAAAGCAAGGUGGUGGAAAGAAGAAAGGAGGUAGGAAGCACGGCAAAAAGAGGCACUAAGGAUUUUCUUUUUCAUCGGAUGUUUGGCCGUGUACGUUAAAGAACAAUGCUUUUAGGUCUGAUGUUUUGUAGUCCCCGAAUAUACAUGACUUUAGGUUUCAACUUGUACUG